UCUUUGGGAGGGGGGAAAUAUGGCAGUAAGGGAACGUAAUUUAACUAUCAAACAAAUCUACAUGUCUAAUAAAAGCAAAUCUGCUAAAGAGAAUUAGAAAGAAGAACAGCGCCGCUGACUCUCUGCAGGAAGUGUUCUUUAUAUUAGACAUAUACCAGUAGGUCCUGUCAGCUGAGCAGCUCAACAAGAGCGCCUUGCCGCACGGCAAAAAUGGAACGACCCUUUUGUUUGGCACUUCGGGGGCUUCGAGGGAGUGCCACCAGGUCAAUGCAGAGAUCCGGGCGCUGGGAGAUUUUUAAAAACCCCAUGGAGCCCGAUUUUGCCUCAAUCCCUUACCCUCCCUUCUGUGCCUCCGUUUGGCAUUGACCUGUAUCGCCUGUGCAGACCGGCAGCAAUCGGCAGAAAAGCCCCGUGUUUUCUACAUGGUUGGGAAGUUGGGGGCCGUGAGAACCGCUGAGCGGAUUUUUUUGAUAUUUUGGGUGAGCCUGGGAUGUAAGAUGUGGCUUUUAUAUUGAGGCUCGGAGCUGACUGUUGGGAGACAUCGCUUUUCCCUGCCAGGACCUGAUGCAAUCCAUUCAAGCCAACAAGUUUGGAGAGAAUGUUGAGUUCAAUCAAUUCAGAACGUCGAGAUGGAGCCCAAUUCAGUCCAGUGGGUCGGCUCUCCGUGUGGUUUACACGGACCUUACAUUUUCUACAAGGCUUUUCAAUUCCACCUUGAAGGCAGACCAAGAAUUUUGUCCCUUGGCGAUUUUUUCUUUGUAAGAUGUAAGCCAGAGGAUCCGAUUUGCAUAGCGGAGCUACAGCUGCUGUGGGAAGAAAGGACUAGCAGGCAACUUUUAUCCAGCUCCAAACUUUAUUUUCUACCAGAAGAUACUCCUCAAGGCAGAAACAGUGACCAUGGCGAGGAUGAAGUUAUUGCUGCUUCAGAGAAAGUAACAGUGAAACUUGAAGACUUAGCAAAAUGGGCCCAGGCAGAUUUCUCCAAAUGGAAAUGUGGCCUCCGGGGUGAAGCUAUCAGACCCACAGAACUGGGAAAGAAUGGGCAGAAAGAAGCACUGACACGGUUCAGGCAAUCCACACACAACAGUGGCCUCAACUUCAAGGACGUUUUGAAGGAAAAGGCUGACCUUGGUGAGGAUGACGAAGAUUCAAAUGUGCUAAUCCUCAGCUACCCACAGUACUGUCGUUAUCGUUCCAUGCUGAAACGCAUUCAAGACAAGCCGUCCUCCAUUCUAACAGACCAGUUUAUAUUAGCCCUCGGAGGCAUUGCUGUAAUCAGCAAAAAUCCACAAAUUCUUUACUGUCGAGAUACGUUUGAUCAUCCAACUCUUAUUGAAAAUGAGAGCAUAUGUGAUGAGUUUGCGCCAAAUCUUAAAGGCAGACCACGCAAAAAGAAGCCUUGCCAACAAAGAAGAGAUUCACUCAAUGGCAUUAAAGAUUCCAAUAAUAAUUGUGAAAACAGAGCUGUUGCCAAGGUAAAAUGUGAGGCUAAGUCACCUUUGUCCAAAACCAAAAAUAACAGCAACUGCAAAAAGGGCUCAAAUGAGAAUAAAUCAAAGACUUCUGUAGGCGAAGAAUGCCGAGCAGAUGAACAGGCGUUCCUUGUAGCACUUUAUAAAUAUAUGAAAGAAAGAAAAACACCAAUUGAACGAAUACCCUACCUAGGUUUUAAGCAGAUUAACCUUUGGACUAUGUUUCAAGCUGCUCAAAAACUGGGAGGAUAUGAAACAAUAACAGCCCGUCGACAAUGGAAACAUAUUUAUGAUGAAUUAGGUGGCAACCCUGGAAGCACAAGUGCAGCUACAUGUACUCGAAGACAUUAUGAAAGAUUAAUCCUGCCAUAUGAAAGAUUUAUUAAAGGAGAGGAAGAUAAGCCACUGCCUCCUGUGAAACCACGAAAACAAGAUAACAUCACCCAGGAGGGAGAAAGUAAGACAAAAUUGUCUGGAACAAAACGGAUCAAAAAUGAAAACCAAAGGAGCAAGAAGGAAAAAGAUAGUGCACCGAAACUCCAGGAUGUGUCUGAGGUUUCAUCAGAACAAGAAAAGGAUCAAGAAUAUCCAGACAAGAAAAACUUACCUGAACUAACUGCGGUAGAUGAGUCAAAGCUGUCUGUAGAAGGGCCACAGGUUUCCCUACCAGAUACAACUGGGGUAAUGUCUUCAGAAAAGAUUGACAUGAAGGAAACUAGCUCAAACAGUGAGGAAGUCAAGGAGGAGAUUACACCUGAUGGCUCUUUUUCAAGUGCUUUGCUGGCCCCAGAAGAGGAUGCUGUCCUAGAUCCCACAGCCAGAAAACUACUUAGUCCAUUAGAAGACCCAGAUGAACCAAAGCAAGAACUAAGAACACACUCUUUUGCAGACAAUCUGGAAAGUGAUACCCAAGAAAUUCCACUUAAUAACUUCCCAACCAUUCAAAUACAGCUGCCAAGUCAAAAUGAAAUGGAAGAUGAUAAGCUCCCAGAGAUGGCAGACUACAUUGCCAACUGCACGGUCAAAGUGGAUCAGUUAGGAAAUGAGGACAUACACAAUGCACUGAAACAAAGUCCCAAAGUCCUUGUUGUACAGAAUUUUGACAUGUUCAAAGAAAAGGAACCACCAGGUUCUGUUAAUGGGGAUCCUGGUUUCAGUUACACACCACUGCUGUACUCCAAAGGAAAUCCGGGCAUCAUGUCACCUCUGGCAAAGAAGAAGCUCCUGUCACAGGUCAGUGGGACAACCCUUUCAUGUAACUAUCCUUAUGGCUCACCCCCACCUUUGAUCAGCAAGAAGAAAUUAAACAGCAGAGAAGAGCUAUCAUCAGGCAUGCCACAGGCUUCUCAUGCCCCUAUGCUGGAGCCUGCAGCCAUCAACAGGCCAUCUGUGAUCCAACAUGUACAGAGUUUUAAACCCAAGAAUUCAGAGGAAAGGAAAUCCACUAAUGAAACAUAUAGGCAUGAAUCACUGUUAAAGAAACCAGAUUCGGAGUGUUGUGAUUUUACCAAGCAACACCUGAGUGCUCUGGCUGAAUCCUAUGCGCUGAAGUCAGAAAUCCAGGACAUGAAAGACAGAAUGAACGAAAAAAGGGCCUUGCACCACUCCCACAUGCCCAGCUUCUUGGCAGACUUUUACUCAUCUCCUCACCUGCACAGCCUUUAUAGGCACACAGAACACCACCUUAAUAAUGAACAGACAUCAAAGUACCUCCCUCGGGACAUGUACAAAGAUUCAGAAAACCUCUCAAUGUUCUCUCAGCACAAGCACCAAGACAAACGAAACUUAAACUAUCACCCCCCUUUGCACCAGCAGGAUAAAAAGACCCCUAUGGAAGCCUUGUCAGAUGAUCAGCCAACAGAUCUGAGUCUUCCAAAAGGUACUCACAAACAGACUACAAAACCUCUAGGGUCUGGCCUCUUGCAUCCUUCAGUGGGACAGCAGGAGAGCAAAAGCAUUUCUCAGUUCCAAGCCUUGAGUGGUCAGCCUCUGAGUUUAGACUGUAAUCCCAAAGCGUGCCGUGUUUCUCCAAUGACUGUGUCAGCCCCCAAAAAGCAUAGUGAGCCCCUCUUCAGGUCCAGCAAACAGCAGAACUCUAGGAAGAUGGAAGGCGGCAUGUCCCACACCAUCCUAAGCCACAAAACAAAUGCCCCAACCAUCGGGGCAGCUCGGCCUUUGAAGCGGAGCCUGGAGGAUUUGGACAAAGCCAUUUCAGAAAAAAAGAUCCGAGCCGUCUCCCCCCUGCGCUUACCAAAGGAAGCUCCUGUGAAAGACAAGGGUCUCGAGCAAGAGGCUGAGGGCAGCAAAUCAGUGCAUGGCCUCUCUUCUGGUGGCAUGCUGGAGGGCCAUAAAUUUCCCCUCUCGAACCCCAUCUUCACAGGCUUGUACCCAGGGACUCUGUGCAGCGGCUUGAGCAACCGCAUACCAACUGGGUACUCUCAUCCUCUGCAGUACUUGAAAAAUCAGACAGUGCUUUCUCCAUUAAUGCAGCCUUUGGCUCUCCAUUCAUUCAUGGUGCAAAGACAAUUCCUUACAUCCCCUGGAAAUUCACAGCAGCUUUACAGGCACUUAGCUGCUGCAACACCUGUAGGAAGUUCGUAUGGUGACCUUUUGCACAACAACAUUUAUCCUUUGGCUGCUAUCAAUCCUCAGGCUGCUUUCCCGCCUUCUCAGCUGUCUUCUGUACAUCCGAGCACAAAACUGUAAAUCCUCCCUUUAAAAAAACAAAAACAAAACAAAGCUACAUUCCUUUAGCCUGUGAUGUCUUGCAAAAUUCUAAAAAGAAAAAAAAUCAACAUUUGUGUUAACCAAUAAGCAGUUUCGUCCCUCAUUGCUGAAUGCUUCAGAUUUCAUGGAGACAAGACUGUGGUUCAGUUUGGGCUUCUUUUUUCACUUCUGGCUCCCACCUCUGCUCCCUUCCAUAGUCAUUUAUUUUCAUGAGAGGGUUCCACGUGGAUUUGUAUCUUGCUGAAAACUAUCAAGGCAAGUUAGGCUGUGUGCCUAAUCUCAGAGGAAAAGGUCUCAGUUUGUGUGUUUGUUUCGGCUCAAAGGGAGUGGGGAAUUUUGGAGCUUUUCAAAUAGCAAAAGAAGCAGGUUUGAUUAAAGAGAAGGUAGAGAAUGCAGAUGAUCUAUGGAUGUUGCUUCUUCGGGUACCAUUUUGUUUCCUGACUUAUCAGAGUUCCAAUCAAUGCAAUGUACAGUAAACCUGCAUAUAGUUUCAUCUUAACACUAUUAAACUAGAAAACGUGAUUGGACUGUACAUAACCUGCUUCAAAAACAAAAAUUACCAGUGUCAAAUUCACUAGUAUAAUUUAUAUAAGUUCUUAUUGUCAACUUAACCUGUGCUCUGUUUGGUUUUUUGUUUUGUUUUUUUAAAUUAAAUGGUCUCUUUUUAUCUGCGGCUGUUUUUGUAAAAGAAAAAAAGUCUGUGGCUAUUGAGAGUUGCUUUUUUCUUUUUCUUUUUCUAAUGCAUCUGAAUUUGCUUAUAUUUUCUUAGAGCAGCUUUUUGGGAUGGUAGUGUCAUUGUUUACAAAACAAAAGCAUCCAUAUUCAAUGAACUUUUCAAAUGGGUAGAACCAUACUGUAGAUCACACAACGGUGCAAUGAGUCCAAACGUCAGUUCCUUUUCCAGCUGCCUGAACCUGAAAGAUGCUGAGCCCUUGCCUCACGCAUUGGAAUGAUACUGAUUGUUCACAUAUAGCUCUUUUUGUAGCCACUGAGAUUUGGCUUUCCUGUAUCAUGGUCUGUGAAUUUGUUGAUUGUACUGAACCUUAUCUAGGCUGUGAAACUGUCCUGCAUACCAGAGAGGGAAUAUACUCAGGACUGUGCUGGCAACAAGUUACUCAGUAACAUUGGAGUCUAGAGGACCUUUCUUGUGGGAUGUGAAACUAUUUCAAGCAUUUCAGCCAUUAGAAAAGAGAGAGAGAAAACUAUAUUUUAAUUCAAGAUGGUGUGGGUUUUGUGAUGCUGAAGGAAGAUUGGUGAGAUUAAUAUUCUUUGAGAGAAAGAGAUCAUUACUAGGAGCAGUCCAGAAUUUAUUUAUUUUUUUGGUGGGGGGAGGAGAUUUGGCUAUUAUCUGUGCUUGGUGGCUCUCCCGAAUCCACCCCGCAGUCAGUCCUAUAAAACACUGAACAUUCCAUCUUCUCCCAGCAACAUACUUUAGAUAUUGGUUUAGCAUUAAACAUAAUGGCAGCUUAAUCUGUAAGCCACUUAAGCCAGAGUACUUGACUUUAAGACUCUUUAGUCCCAUGAAUACGAAGUUCAAAGUCAGUGGAACUUUAAGCCUGAUCCUGACCAUCCUGUUUUUGACUCUGACGAGAGAGUCUUCCUACUGAAAGCAAAAAUUGCCUUGAGAUAGUUUGCUGGAAUCGGCUAGAGUGCUCUGAUCAUUGCAGAAUCAGGACCAUGGCACAAGGGGUCAGCCGUUUUUAAAAGGGGCCAUAUUCGGAACUGAGAGAGGGCUUAAAGGGCCAGCAAUACCUCCACCCACUCCUGCAGAGUGAGGUUUUGGUCAGCCACUUCACUUUACUAUCUGCUCACGAUCAGACAUGGGCAAAAGAUUUUAGACACAUGUCCACACACCUCCUUUCUGUAGUGUGAAUAGCAGAAGCCGUAGUCCUCCCCUUGUAGACCUUAACUUGUGAUUCAGGGCCAAAUUACCCUAUCAUUAGGGUUGAUGGGCUUAACCUUUUUUUAAAAAGCAGCCACAGGCAAUGUUGCAGAUCAGGACUGUGGCAGGAUUUUCAUGCUUCCUUUUCCCUUGUCAAAUAGCAGCAGGGAAGUCUGAGGCAGGAGCAUGGCAGGAUGAAAGGGUUAAAGCUUUGGCUGCUUUUUUUUUCCUCCAGGCCAUCAGUCCUAAUGACAGGCUUUGUAUAACAUGUAGUUUGGCAGUUAUUUGGUUUUGCUUUGGCUUAUACAUGAGGAAUUAGUAUGUGAAGUGCAAAAGGGCGAUCUCUGCUGUCCUAUGUUGCUGUUCACACUGGGAGAAAAGGGUUCAGUAGCACUUUGUCUGUGCCUUUAAGUGAAUGGCUGAAGUUAUACUAAUGGAGGGGGGGGGCUCUGCUGAAGCUGCUUUUGCUGUACACGUGGGGGGAAGGGUAUCAAAGGACCCCUUUUUUUGUACUUAAAAUUUUGUGCGGAGAGAGUGUCUUCAGAGUGUACAUAAUGGGGAGAAGGCCUUUGGAACCAGGUAAUGUGCCGAGGGCCAAAUAGGAAGCCCCCGGGGCCAACUUCAGCCCCCAUGCUGCCAGUUCCCUGUCCCUAUCUUACACCAUGUGCCAGCACCAUGACCAUUGCCCAUGUAGAAAGGUGGACUUGCAAGUGCUGUAACAUAGCUGGGUUUGUUCAAGUCAAAGAAACCAGGCCCAUUCACCCUGGCUGGAAUCUGCUGCCCAGCUUUAAGAACAUAGCUGUGUCUUUGGAGGUUCUAGAUUCAGAUCUCUGUGUCUGCUUUGCUGAGCUUCCAGCUCCAAUUCAGGAAGCAUUGCGGGCAGCCAGACUUAGAGAGGCCACCUCAGUCCUUUGCACUCCACUGGCUAUUGCCAAUGUUAGCAUAACUGGGGGAGCCCAAUGAGCAGUUGGUUCAAGGUGAUUAUUGACCAGCUGGAAGGUGUGAGUCUGUAGGAGGCAGAAAUGCAGCCAUAUUUCCUAGGGAAUAGUUCAGAUGAUUUUAAUAGCCCAUAAGUAGAAGUGGUGGAUUUUUCCACAGAAAAACAGCCCUCCUGCAAUGGUGUGGAUUCCUUUUGAGGGACUUCUUCACUCUGGGUCUUGAAGUGUGGACAGCUACACAGAGACUGAACUCUGAAGCAUUUUUACAAUGUGAAAACUUCUUAUGGUCGGAACCCAUCCCAGAUAGCAAUUCAAAAUGCAGAAAUCAUCAGAACUACUGGAAACUAGUGGAAACUACUUAAGCAACACCAUGCAUGCAUGCCAGACAUAUAUUAAAAUCUCCUGUGAUAUGAAGCCAAUUGCAAUAUAUUAUGUAACCUAUUUAAUAUACAAUGGUGGAAAAACCAGAAUAAUAGACAUCUACUGUUAAAGAUCAAUGUUAUCUUCAAUUAAAUGCUUUUAUGUUCUUGUGAUAAAACUAUAUUUAACUGAUGAUGCAUAAGCAGGCUAUUAGAAUUUAGAACAUAAAUGUGCCAAUGCAGGGGUUUGUUUUUUGUUUUUUUGUUUUCCUUUCUGCUGUGCUCCAAACCUUAAAGAGAAGAACAAUCACACUCAGUUGAUCAGAUGCCAUAGAGGGCAUUGUUAGUAAAAUUGCACUAAACCUGACUAAUAUAAUAAUUGAGGUGCGGGAGGGAGGAGAAGCUGGCAGGAUUGUAUAAGCCUGCAGUGAACAUUGUCAGAAUCAUGUGCCCAGUAUUGUAAUCCAGAAAAUCUGCAUGUCAGAUUGCCUGAUAUCUCUUAUGUUAAGGGUUAUUCCUUUGUGUUUGAAGGAUUGUCCCUUGUUUUGAAACAGCACAGCUUCCAUAAAACCUAAUCAUCCUUAUGUGAUUGACCACAGGUGAAGGCAACUCCAGUUUGCUCAUAGUGAAUGCUGUCCAUAGUGGCUUUCCCUUUGACAUCACUGGAGAGGGUACUAUCCCCACACACAUCUUUAUGCACAUGCGGUGCGGUCACCCUCCACUGAAAUGAAGGGAGAGCCCCUGUGCACAGCACUUCAGUGUGCAUAUCAGGGCACUUGACUGCCCCCUUAUUCCAAGUUCCACAGCCCUAUAAUGCCUCUUAUUUCUAAAAUUUUGUCUGCUAAUCCUAUCAGUUAUGUCUUAACUUCAUGUAUUUAUUUUGCAAGUCUCCAAUUUCAGUUUUAUCGCAUCAUUUUGGAAUGUGCUCAGACCAUUCUGAAACAUCACGGUGCGGGGUUAAUUGAUUUUUUCCUCCCCUUGUUUCAUAGGAUGUCUGACUUAUUUUAAGAAAGUUCAUGAAAUACAGGCCAAAAUGAGGGAGAAAGAAGAGUAAUGGGAGCAUAAUUCCCACUAAGGGGCAAGCCUUGUUUUAAAAAGCUUUUUUUAAAAAAAAAUCUAAUAAGUAUUAAAUUUUCCACUGGCAGAGAAUAACUUUCUGUAUCUUUAAAUAAGGCUUUGUUUGCUUUGUUUGAGUUCAGGGGGCCUUCUUACUGAAUGAAAUUGCACAAGUUUUUCUUUGUGCAAUCAAGCCAUUGUUACUGGUAAGUUGGUAAAGGAAACAGCGAAAUCUAAUUGGCAAGAGAGUAAUAAAUCUAUUUACCAAGAACUGGUUCCAAGAAAUGUUGCAAUUCCAAUGCACUCUGUUCAGGAUUUAUUAAACAUUCUGAAGGCUGGUAAGAUUAAAGACAAAGAAAAACUUGCUUCAUAUAAUGUCCAAAGCAGUUGACUUGGGUGGGGGGGAAUCCCACAUUGCCAUUAGGUGAGGCCUUUUGCAACUGGAUUAUUCUGGCUUCAAUAAUCACAACAGCUAGAUGAAUUUCCCAUUUAACCAGAACCCAAAAUAAAGCUAAGAAACUUUGCUUUUCAGCUUCUAUAACUGCUGCACAAAUUUGUAAACAAACGGGCACAUACCUACACGACUUAGCUGUGACUUGGGCCCCUUUGAUAUACUGCCUGGAGGAAUGGGAUUGCUGCCACUUCUGUUGUUGCUCCUUUGCCACGCCAGGUGGUGUCUGCAUCUUCAUGGGCAAGGAAUGUGAGUUGUGACUUCAGCCUCCUGCACACUUUACCCGGAGUGUGCAGUUGCUCCCAUGCACCUUGGGGAAGACCUCCACCCAUGUGGUGUGCAAUAAACCUCUACUGGGAUGGUGCACUGCUAGGGUAAAACAUAGUUUUGCAGUCCACAUAGGUGGAUUACUGAAGUGGCAUUAGAGAAACUGGGGAGGAGGCAGCAGCCAUGCUACUCCAGGCAGCAUGAAAAUGGGGGCCAGAAUCACUUACUGUUUUUUCUUAGUGCCCACAAGUGCAAACCUUGGCUCUGACCUCUUGUGACUAAUGGAAGCUGAUCGAUGGCUGUGGAAAUAUGUGAUGUGUGCCUUUUGAAGGGAGAGGUUGGUUUCUAUUCAUUCAUUGUUUCACCUGACCAUGCUGUGUGGCGGCGGGCAUGGUCACACCUGGUCCUCUUUCACAAUCUGUAAUGCUUAUACUGGGAAAAUAUUUCUCUGACAUGAGGUCCACAGUAUUGAAACUGUCAUCAUGAGCACUUAACCAGUGUUUGCUGUAAAUGUGUGUGAUAUUUUACAUGUACUCCCCCUCCCAUAGUUUUAAAUAUGAUCUAACAAAGGCAGCAUAAUCUACUAGCUGUUUAUACUUUGUUUUAAACUUUUUUGUUGUUGUAAAUAGUGUAUACAUUCUUGUGAUUCAAGUUAUUGUAGCUUAUAUGCUCUGUAAGGUGAUUAUUUGUAUAUAGAAAAAAUGGCCCAGUAAUAUUAUAUAGUUUCCCAUUUUUUAAAAAAAAUGAAAAUAAAAAGGUUAUUGAGUAACCUUUCACAUUAAGUUUAAACACUACCAGAAAGAAAGAGAGAAGCUGAGCCAACUAUAAACACUCAAUUUUUGUAUGUUUUCCAAAUUGUAUGUAUUACUGCUUUUGAUACUGUAUUACGUGCCAAUAGUUUCCCAAUCACAUAGCAAGCUAAAGAUAUUUUGUACUUUUUGAUCCACUGUAAUAUUUAAUAAAAAAUGUUACUAUCUGUU
Molecule: messenger RNA, 10132 nt
Organism: Hemicordylus capensis (graceful crag lizard)
Lineage: Eukaryota; Metazoa; Chordata; Lepidosauria; Squamata; Cordylidae
Gene: ARID5B
Product: AT-rich interaction domain 5B
Exons: 10
Coding region: 630-4178 (1182 amino acids)
Biological process (GO): regulation of transcription by RNA polymerase II
Cellular component (GO): nucleus
Molecular function (GO): transcription cis-regulatory region binding
Source: RefSeq, a predicted model, not a curated record